Molecule: messenger RNA, 10427 nt
Organism: Megachile rotundata (alfalfa leafcutting bee)
Lineage: Eukaryota; Metazoa; Arthropoda; Insecta; Hymenoptera; Megachilidae
Cellular component (GO): nucleus
Molecular function (GO): ATP binding; ATP hydrolysis activity
Source: RefSeq, a predicted model, not a curated record
CGAAUUCAAUUGUUUGUAUUGAAAAAAAAAACUAUCGAUUGAAAUUAGUAAUCAAAGGUAUAAAAAAGAAAACGUAAAACAAAGUCGCGAUGUCGUUCCCUCGCACUCACACUUGUCAGCGGAUGUAUUUUAUAGCGCAGCUAAGAUGGCGUUCCACCGAGUGGAAUAUACUUGUUAGAAAAAGCGUGUGAAAAAAAAUGCCGCGGAAAGCUUGAGAGCAACGCGUGCGAACUUGAGUGAAGUAUCGGUGAUCCAGUGAGCCCUCGUAACUCCAACAUGCAUUUUAGGUGAAAAGAAAAUCGGGUGUCGAGAUGGAAAUGACGCGUACGUUAACCCGAGUGACAAGGCUUGUUCGCUGAUCUUCGGACAUUGCGGAGAACCGUGUUCGUUCAGCGGCGAACGACGCUAUGGCGUCCAUCGGACGUGUGUAUGUGUGUGUCAUUAUUUUUAAUCUACAAUUAACAGCUAAUUAAGCGGUCGUGAACGCGGAUCAUAAAUAAAAUCAAACUUGUGCAAGUUUUCAAUUGACGCCGGUUACAAAACGACGCGACUUCCUAGUGUUAAUCGUCAAGCCGGAUCGGUUCGUCCAAAAACAAACAUUCUGGGUUGCUUUUAUUCUCCUCGUUUGACAGCUCCUGUUCCGAAUACAAUUUGGGACGUUAUGAAUAUUUUGUCACAACUUCGCCACUUACGUUGUCACGAGCGAAGUUCUAUCUUUGCUAUAACCCUUCCAUUAAACAGUAUGGUCCAAAGUCGUCGUCGUUAGAAUUUACUCAUCAGUUUAAGAAUGUGACUAAGCUGAUCUCUCAACAAGUGUGUUUAAUUACAAGUGUCUCAGAGCAUUAAAAAAUAUAAAAUUAAGGAUAAAUAUAUAGGUGAUACAUAAAGUAAUUUAAUUAUUAGUGUUAUGAAAAAAAGUGUUAAGACAUUCCAUGAUUUCAUACAAAGUUUCAAUAAAACGCACUGUGACUUAAUGAACUUUGCACAUCAUGUCAAAUAGUUUGGACAGUUUUUUAACACGUAUUGGGGAUGUCACUAUAGAACGUGUGACUCCUCGUUCAGGCUCUAAGCCUAAUGAAACAAUGAUGUCAACUGAAACUUCAACAAACACAAGUAUGAACAAUGUAGAACCUCACACAGGAAAUGAUGAAAGUUCAGAGGAAUCUAGUGGUGAGACAUCCGAUGGAGAGCACGAAAAGAAAAAUGAUACAUUACAAUCAGAAGAAAUAGAAGAAAUACGGUCUGAAGGUUCUGGAGACGAUAUGGAUUUGGAUGAAACAAUUGAUUCACAAAUUGGGGUUCGAGUGGAAUCAGAACAUCAGCAUCAUUCUCAGCCUGAAGAGGAUGAUGAUGAACCGGUUAAUAUUUUGGAUACUUUACCAUUGGAAGGAGCUCCAAUAGAGGGUCAAGAAGUUUCUGAAGCAGAUUUGCUUGGAAAACCAAUUUCCAAGGACACGGAUGACGAAGGUAGUAUAGGACAUGAAAAUGAGAAGCACGAAAGUCAUUCUAUGGAGGAAGAAUGUAAUGAAAGUAAUAAAAGGCAUGCUGAUUCAGAACAUUCUGAUUCGGCUAAGAAGAAGCAGAAAAAAGAUGAUGGGACAGAAGGAUCUGCUUCAGAAUGUGAAACAAAAGCCGAAAAAAAGUUAGCAAAUAUGAGAAGAAACAUUAGAGAAGUUAUGGAUGAAACCCAACUCGAUGAAGCCACUCUAUCGGCUCAGAGACAGGAAAUGGAACGUCUUCGGAGAGUACAGGAACAGCAAAGAAUUAUUCGUGAAGUUCAAAGACAGAUUGCAAUAAAUAGACAAAAUAAUAAAACACAAACGAGGGUAAUCAGUCUUUUACAAGGGAAACAGAAUCAAACGGGUACCAUAAUUUCACAAUCAUCUUCAUCAUCUCCACCAGUUCGUUUACCGAAUACCGUGCUUCUUAAAGUAAAUUCUGGAUCUGGGUCUGGAUCUCAAGUUACUUCUAAUAUGCAAACAAGUCAACUGCAAAGAAGAUCAUUAGAAGGAUCUCGUUGGCAAAAAGGUAGAGGUGCUUAUCAAGGGGCACAGACAUCAAUUUCUAGAGUUCCAAGCCGUCCUAUUGGUCCUAAUAUGUUGCAACAAAGAAUCCGAAUGAUGACUCCUUCUGUGAGCAUAUCACCUGUUGUUCCUAAGAAGGAACCUAUGGAUAGAUCUGAAUAUUACUCAGACUCUGAAAUCUCAGAUAUAGAAGCUGAAGAGGCUUUACGUGAGAAACAAAUGCAUACUGCUAAAAAAAUGUCAGCUGGACCAAAGUCUCAGAAAACAGCUAAAGGCAAAGACGUGGUUACAAUAUCUAGCUCUAGCGAAAGUUCGGACGAUGAUUGUAUAGUUCUAAGUGAUCCAAGCGGAGAAGAAGAAACAGACAACGAAGAUGAUCCAUCCAAUUCUGGCAUGCAUACCAAUGAUAGAUAUAACAUUCCAGAUGAACAUGGUAGAGUGUUAAUUAAUGUGGGUCAUCCUGAAACUGAACCUGAUGUAUUUUUAGCUCCACAGGUAGCUCGUAUUAUUAAACCUCAUCAAAUUGGCGGUAUUCGCUUUCUUUUUGAUAAUAUCGUUGAAAGCAUUGAAAGAUACAAAACUAGUUCUGGAUUUGGUUGUAUUCUUGCUCAUAGUAUGGGUCUAGGGAAAACUUUACAAGUUGCUAGUUUUUGUGAUAUUUUUUUUCGAUGCACUACAGCUAAAACAGUCCUCUGUAUUAUGCCUAUUAAUACAUUACAAAACUGGCUAGCAGAAUUUAAUAUGUGGUUACCAUACGAGGAUCCAAACGCUCCAGAAAAACCUACUAAAUGCUCUAGUGUUAAAUCAGAAUCUGGUGUAGAACUUAAACAAGAAAUUAAAGAUGAGUAUAUGAAUCAGAGUGAUGUAUCAAAUAUGUCAAAUAUAUCAAAUAUGUCAAGGCCUAUUAGUACAGAAUCAGCUCAUCGUUUUGGACAAGAAAACGCAUCUCAACCGAUAAAUAUGAUACCAGAAAAUCCUUAUGCUCAUCAAGGAUAUGAAACUCAUAAUGUAAUACCUGGUUACGUCCAAGAUAAUUUACUGAAUAAGAAUAUGCCAGAUUCACAAGUACAUAUGAAUGAAAAUUAUCAAAGUGAUCUUCCACAAAAUGCAUUAUAUAAUACAAAUCCUAAUUCAAUGACCAAUUUUGAUUCAAUGAAAUCGGAAGUAAAUUGUCAUAGUAUGCACCAAAGAUCAAAUAUACCGGAAACAAAAUUUGGAGUAGAAAAUCAGAAUUCUGGAAACAUGUAUCCUGGUAUAGAAAACAGAUCACAAACCUCUGUGUAUCCAGGCAUGGAAUCGCGAAACUCUAAUACUCUGUAUCACGGAACGGAAGGUCACCAUGAGUCGGUGUAUCAAAAUUAUGAUAAUUCCAAUAAUACUUUUCCUAAUUACGCAAACAGACCGAUUCAAGAAACAGAUAUAGAAUCUAGAAAAGAAUGCUUUAAAAAUACUGUACCUCCUUUGAAUCCAUCAGAAAUAAAUGUAAAAAAAGAACCGGAAGAAAUAAUUAAAAAAGAGGAAGGUACUUGCACAACAAAAGAGGAAGUUGCGAACGAAGAGAAAAAGGAAGUUGAAAAAGUGAAAACUCCGUAUAGCGUAGAUGCUCCUAUUGGUAUGGACGUAAGACCACGGCAUUUUCGGUUACAUAUUUUGAAUGAUUCUCAUAAAACUAUGACAGCAAGAGCCAGAGUAAUCCAAGAGUGGCAAAUAGGAGGUGGUGUUUUAUUAAUUGGGUAUGAAUUGUAUAGACAGUUGUCUCUAAAAAAGCCAAAUAAAGCAAAAAGAAAGCGAGGGCAGCCUUUUAAAGACACUGUCGAUGUCGAAGAAGAAGACAAAAAUAAAGGACUAUUAGAUGAAAUGCAUUCAGCUCUGGUUAAUCCAGGACCUGAUUUAGUUAUAUGUGAUGAAGGUCAUAGAAUAAAAAAUUCUCAUGCUAGCAUUAGUUUGGCCUUAAAACAAAUGCGCACAAAACGCAGAAUUGUAUUGACUGGUUAUCCAUUACAAAACAAUCUUUUAGAAUACUGGUGUAUGGUUGAUUUUGUAAGACCUAAUUAUUUGGGAACUAAAAAUGAAUUCUGCAACAUGUUCGAAAGGCCAAUUCAAAAUGGACAAUGUAUUGAUUCAACGCCACAAGACAUAAGAUUAAUGAGAUAUCGUGCACACGUUUUACACGCUCUGUUGGAAGGUUUUGUGCAAAGAAGAUCUCAUUCCGUAUUGCAAGUUUCUUUGCCACGCAAGGAAGAAUAUAUUCUUCUCGUUAGAAUGACACCGCAUCAGCGUAAAUUAUAUGAUACAUUUAUGAAUCAAGUAGUCAAGACACGCGCUGUACCUAAUCCAUUAAAAGCAUUUGCAGUAUGCUGCAAAAUCUGGAAUCACCCUGAUAUUUUAUAUCACUUUUUGCGCAAGAGACAAGCGAACGAAGAGGAUGAUUUGGAUCUAGAAGAAACAAUUGCCGAGAAAUCUACUCCUGGAGGUAAACGCUCGAAAGCUCGCCAGCCAAAAGGAGAGUCCAAAAAAGGAAAGAAAACAAAUACAACGAUUAAAAAUAAACCUGCAGCUAGCGUGCAACCUAAUGCCUCUUCGUCGUCGAAUGCUGACAAUGCAGAAUCUGAUAAUUCGCAUGCCAAUUCGAAGCAAAACAAUUAUUCAAAUUAUCCUAUGUCGAUGAAUAAUUCAGGCUAUUCAAAUUCAGUGCCACAAAAUUCUUAUUCGCACGGUUACCAAAAUUAUCGAUCGAAUGAUCAAACUACAUAUUAUAGAAAUGAUAAUAAUCAUGGGGAGUACAAUGAAUUUUACAAUAAUCAAGGUUCACAAAGGUAUGGAAAUCAGUCAUUUCAAGCAUAUGCGCAAACUCCAGGAUACAAUACUUCGCAAAACUACCCUAAUCAAUCACAAAAUUACAUGCCAAACAAUGAUCAAUCUACAAAUAGUCAUUCUCAGCGGUAUCCAACUGCUCCUUCCAAUUCAGAUUUUCGUCCAGAUCAAAAUCAAGGAAACAAUUAUGAAGUAUCUGGGAUGUUCCCGCGUCAAUCUUAUGCUUACCAAGAUCAUGGACGUAACUAUGCACCAAAUUUAAAUCAAGGCUCUAAUAAUUAUCCUCAAGUUCAGAAUCAACCUUCUUUUCAAUCUCAAUUGCCAAAUCAAUCUGCAAACUUACCAUUAUCGGAUUACUCUUCGUAUACGCCGAAUCAGGCUCAAAAUUAUAAUUCUACGACAGGUCAAACAAAUCCAAUGUAUUCCCGAAAUGAAACUCAACCACUACAAAAUUCUACGUUGGGAUAUGGACCGAAUCAACAAAACCAAAAUUCAACAUCUCAAACUCCAGCGGCUGGAUAUCUCCCGAAUCAAUCAGGGCAGAACACAACGUCUACCCAAAACCGUGGAUUUUCGCCUAAUCAACAGAAUCAGAAUCUCACCUUGCAAAGUACUUCUCAUACAUAUACUGCUUCACAGUCACAAAAUAUGCCACUACCGAAUCAAUCUCAUAACUAUCCACCGCAAGUAAAUUCAAAUUCUUCGUCGCAAACAUCUCUUGCUUUUAAUCAGCAGUCUCCAAAUCCGAUAUCACAAAAUCAGUCUCAUUCGUAUAUAACGAAUCCUGCGAAUCAAUCUUCGAUUCCACAAAAUCAAAUGCGUGGAUAUCCUGCAACUGCUCAGAAUCAAAUGAAUAUUCCACAAAAUUCAUCUUCGUAUCCCGCGAAUCAAACAACUUCAACUGCCCCUACUCAAACGCAUGGAUAUUCUCAAGAUCAACAGGGGUCAGUUUCAAAUACCCAGAAUGCUAUUCAUGGGUAUUCGCAUCUUGUGUCUUCGACGACACCGCAAAAUCAGUCUUCGUACCCACCUAGUGUACAGAACCAAACUGGAGCACCGUCAGGUACAAACCAUACGUAUAAUUCUAAUCAUCAAAAUUCUGCAUCGAUACCGCAAACAUCAACGCACAGAUAUGGUAAUUCUCAACAAGGACAAAUGCCGCAAUCUCAGAGUCAAAGCCUUCCAUAUUCUCAGACUCAACAGACAUCAACCUCUACGUUAAACCAGAAUGACCAACUGUAUCCUAGGACAGAUAAUCAACAGCAGCCUCAAAAUUACACGCCAACAGCUAACACUUCUCAUGAAUUUCCAACCGACCGUCAGAGUGGAAGUUCGACUGCUAAUUCGUCAAAUAAUUAUCCAGUGAAUCAAACUCAGCCGCAGAGUACUGUCUUGUCAAGUUAUUCGUCGGAUAAUACACAUCAGAACCAGGUUGGUCAAAUGAAGGGUCCGGAAGAUUCUUACUGGCAGAGAAACUAUCCUCAGUCGUUUCAAACUGAUCAAUGCAAUGAUCCAUAUUAUCGGGACGUGAAUCCUAACGUGAAUCGUUAUCAGAACAAUUAUUUUCCGUCACAAAAUUAUCAAAAUCAGUCUUACGAUUAUAGUAACAAUCACAAUUCAGAUAUUAACACACGCUCGGAAGAUUCGAAGCCUCAGCAAUCUACUGUUCAUGUUCAGAACUCAGGACAACCUGAGAAAAAUAGUAAAGAAAUGACAGCGAGUGUUGGUGUUCAAAGUCAACCGAUACAUCAGAGUAAUCUAUCUACUAGUUCAGGAUAUAGUUCUGAAUCAAAUUGUCAAACUCCGGGAGCCAGAUCCACGCAAAAUAUCGGUUCGUUGCAUAGUCCAAGAUUGAAUCAGUCUGACCUGAUAAAAGAGGAUGAGAAAGACAAAGAUGAUUUAUUGGAUAAAGACAAAGAAGAUAAAUCGGACGACGAAAUUUUAACAAAAGACGAAGAGAAGGAUUGUAAGAGUUCGCCGGGAGGGAAAGAAGAUCCUGGAAUUCCAUAUGAUUGGGCAACAGAAUUAAUGAAGGGCUAUGUACCAGGAUUAAUCGAUGCAUCUGCAAAAAUGACAAUUUUCUUUUGUAUUCUGGAAGAAGCCAUCAAGCUUGGGGAUCGUGUUUUAGCAUUUUCACAGUCGUUAUUUACACUAAAUCUGAUUGAAGAUUUUUUAGCUAGAAACAGUUUGAAGCAUCCGGAUGGACAAACGGAUGCUUGGAUAAAAAAUGUAAACUAUUAUAGACUGGACGGUAGUACUAGCGCUUUAGAAAGAGAAAAGCUUAUCAAUGAAUUUAACAAUAAUCCAAAGAUUCAUCUUUUUCUGGUUUCAACGCGUGCCGGUUCACUCGGCAUUAAUCUUGUUGGCGCUAAUCGUGCUAUCGUGUUCGAUGCUUCCUGGAAUCCUUGUCACGAUACACAGGCCGUUUGUAGAGUGUACAGAUAUGGACAACAGAAACCUUGUUUCGUUUACCGUUUGGUUACCGAUAAUUGUUUAGAAAGAAAAAUAUAUGAUAGACAAAUUAGUAAGCAAGGGAUGGCUGAUCGUGUUGUUGAUCAGUGCAAUCCAGAUGCUCAUCUCUCGUUGAAAGAGGCAACUACGUUAUCUUGGGAUUGGGAAGAAGAUAGCCAAGUACAAGAUUUCUCCCAAACGAAAGAUAGUUAUACCGACGAAGUCAUGCACCGUGUGUUAGAACGACAUUCUUCGUUACUUACCAAGCAGCCAUUUCAUCACGAAAGUCUUCUUGUUGAUAGAAAGGAUAAAAAGCUUAGUCAAGCUGAAAAGCGCUUGGCUCGGCGUGGUUAUGAACUUGAGAAAAUGGCUGCUAAUUGUUCUAGGCCUAGUUAUAAUUACGUACCCGGCAAUACUGCAACACGGGCAGGCGGACUACAAAUUAGAGCAAUUCGAGGCGGGGAUAGUGGUACAACUUCUAAACCUGUAGCUUCGGUUAGACCAAUGCAACAACGUGGAGCUGAAGGUUUAGGUUCACGUGGUGUAACGGGCAGUCGGUGGAUACCUGCAGAAGUAUGGCAAAGGCAAGGAAUGAGUGCACAAGAAAUGACAUUACCUUUAGACGUCGUUAUUCCUACCAAUUCACCCGACAAAGGAAGUAUCGUAUUGAAAGCUGGCCAGCGAGUAAUGGUACUGAAAAGUCCAAAGGGUAUUUAUAUGCAAUUAGAAUCUGGUAAAAUUAUUGCUAUUCGAACGGCUCUCAAAUUAAAUCAGCAAAAACGGGAGGAAGAACCGAAAAAAGGUGUGUCAUCGAUGGUGCAGAGAAAUUCCAAACCCGAAGUUGGAUUUCCAUUAAGAAAUAAUUCAGCCAUUUCUAUAAUACCGAAAUCAUCUUCGAGUAACCCAGCAAGUGCUCGUUCAACCAAUAAACCAAGUGGUGGCCCUAAUUACAGACCAUUUGCUGACAAAGAAGUUUCAAGAAGACCAAAACCUGUAGCUACCGCGACUGCCAAACCUUAUUUGAGUCAAGUUAAUUUGACGAAUCAGGUUUCAUUGUCAAGGUUACCGAAAGUAAAACAGGAACCUGUAGAUCAUUCAACACUGGGAGAAAAUUCGAAUUCUUCGGAUGGUCAAGUUCGAACAGAACAAAGGGUAGAAGAAGUCAGAUUAGAGGACGUGGUCGCGGAAGUUAGUUCCAACACUGAUUACAGCCCUUCCAGUCAUAACCGUAUAAGUAAUUCAGACACCGACACCUCUUUGCAAAAGUCAUCCGAAGAAAAUAGUCAAGUAUAUACUUCGGAUUCUGUAACCGCACAAGGAGUUCAAACGCAACACGAACAAACCGAAACGGAAUUAACAUCGAAAAUCGACAAACAAUGUUCUCCUUCGAUUGAAAAGGAAGUCACAAAAACAACUGAUACACUAACGAAUUAUGGACAUGCUUUUCAAACUCAAUCGGAUAAAAGAGAUACGCCUAACGACGAAAUUAUAAUUGAAGAUCCACCACAAGUACAGUCUCAGAUACAGUCGCAAUUAUCAUCACAGGUACCACCGCAAGGACCACCACAAGUACCAUCGCAAGUACCAUCACAAGUGCUAUCACAAGCAACAACACAAGUACCAUCGCAAGUAUCACAGCAAGUACCACCACAGAUAUCGUCGCAAGUACAGCCACAAAUGUCAACACAGAUACCAUCUCAGUUGUCGUCGCAAGGACCACCACAAAUCUCUCCACAAGUCUUAACACAAUCAACACCAUCUACUCCAUUACCAUCCCUGUUAUCACAACAAUCUUCACCGUCAACUAUGCAAGUGCCACCAACGCCUACGUUACGAGGCACGGAAGUUUCUAAAGGUAUAACAGAUUCAACUGCUGGUUCUUCCGCCCCAUCUGUAUGUACUGGAACCAACACUAUCACAUCUCCAAAAACGGUAGAACCAAGUAUGCGUGAAACUUCGAUGCAAAGUGAACCUCCGAACAUGCCGCAAGGCUACCCUUAUGCCCAAUAUCCUCGGUAUUAUGAUUAUAGUGAUCCCCGAUCACGAUCGUUGUCUACUCCUUACGGAACAUACUUCCCCGGUGUUCCACCUCAUGCAACAAACUCAAGACUACCAAUGGACACUGCUAAACCACAGCCAGACUUAGGAAAGCCUAUAGAAGAAAGGACAAUGAUGAAUGUGCCUCCUGCAUAUUCACAAGUACCUAAUACUACUGCCAAAACAUUAGCGAACACAACAGAAACGAAAAGCACAGAGACGAUGGUAACCACAACAGUUGCAAGUGCUUCUAGUAGGGAUGACACGCAUAUACCCACUGCGUUUAGUCAUCCGACGAGUAGUCGUUAUCCUGGACCAUAUCCUCCAGGACCGUAUGAUCCAUAUUCACAACAUUAUCCUCCUACACCUGGAUCUUCAGCAGCUUAUCCACCGGGUGUUUGUGAUGCAGGUGCUCCUGGAUACCCAACAUACGGCGGGCCAAGUUAUAACACGGAAUAUGCUCGCAUGUACACGGCAUUUCAUGGUCCUCCUCCGCCAACAGAUCCUUAUAUACAUAGAGGUUAUGCACCUCCUUCUUCACACCCACCUAAUUAUUAUCCUCCAUUCCCACAUCCACCACCACCAUAUCCGAAUUAUUCAUUUUUAUCGCCAUAUCCAAAUCCUAAUAUGCCCAGCGAGCCACAACCACCUGCUCAGUAGUAAAAUUUAAGUCGCAUUACCAUACUUGAUUAGUUUAACAGUAAUUUCAUAAAACGUCGCAUAUUGCGAAAGUUUGAAGGCUGUCGCGAUUCAGAAGCUUAAUAGACUGAAGCUGUAAAACGCAUUGAUGUAAAUAUUUAGUCACAAGUAUUAUAUUAAGAUAAUCAAUUUUCGCAGGUACUUUGAUCGCAAAGUACCGAGUUUAUGUCGAAGGAGAGGAGAUAAUCUCACUUAACUUUGAACUGUGCAAUUUGUUGAAAUGUUCAAAAUAUUUAGCCCUGACUGUCAUACCGUUUUACGAUGCGUCUAUUCGACUAAAAAAUAUAUCAAUGUUUAUAAGUGUACAGAUAAUUUCUCAGUUUAAUAUUCCAUUUUUCUGUUCUAAAAGUAGCAAUUUUUAUUAUAUUUCAUUUCAAUUUUAUAAAUUUAUAAUGUAUAUUU